GAGAGGCAAGGUAAGGACGGGUUCUGGGGCUAUGCUAGCCGACUACACACAUUGCUCAAGAAGGUGCUGGAUGAAGAGCUGGUCCUGCAGCAGGUAGUGUGUCACCCUUCCUCAAGUGACCCAGAGGAUGUCAUCAGGGAGGGUCAGGACCCCAGCCUCACUCGUGCAUACUUUGGGGUCACAAACCUGGGUGAUCUGAGCUCCUAUCUACCUGAGACUGCUCAUCAAACUCCUGCUCAGUCAAACACUGGUGUGACCUGCUCUGAUCUGACCCCAUCCUCGGGGGCUGGUGAGGUGCCCUGGGUGCAUCUCACCCGCCUGCACCAUUCCACCACCUGCCACUCCACCGGGGUGGUGUGUCAGCAUCUCCUCCAUACAUUCCGGGGCAGACUUCUCUACAACCUUGACUACUUCACUGACAAGAUGCGUCAACAAGAGGCACUUAUCUAUAGCCGCCUCACUCUCCACCUACUCCUCCGUGCGCUCCCUCACCCAGCUUAAUAAAGGAAUCACCAUUAGGAGGCUCUUAUCUAUGGUUGUCUUACCAGCCACCCUCUCCGUGUUCUUCCUCAUCCAGUCCAAUCCAAGAAAGGAUUUUGAGACCUGGAAGAGAUUAGAUUUUUUAGAUUUUGCCACCGAAGUGGCUAGUUUAUUGUGCACCCCAUAUCCAUCCUGUGGACGGUAGCGCGAGAGCAUAUGGAUACACAAAAGGCCUAGGAACUAGGCCCCAAAGGGUUAACAGGAAUACAUAUGGAUUUAUAUCUACAUAUCUAUAGUUCACUUAUCUGUUACAAGCAAAUUUAGGAAAUUUGCUUAGUAUAUCUGGUAUCUUAUUUUCAUUAAUAAGAUAUCUUGACAUGUCACAUAGGUUAUUAUACUGUCUGUCUCUGUAUUCC
Cherax quadricarinatus is the source of this 896-nucleotide messenger RNA. The record is from RefSeq and is a predicted model, not a curated record. Lineage: Eukaryota; Metazoa; Arthropoda; Malacostraca; Decapoda; Parastacidae.